CACUGACGAGCGCUGGGGCUCAGGGGUUUGGAUUGGGGAAGGCGAGGGGGGUCAGUCAGAGGGUGGAGGUGGGACCAGGCAUGGAGCUCUGAGGCUGGGGGCGGGGAGGAUGCUGCACUCAGGAUGCUGCGUGGCCCUCAAGAGCCAUCUGGCCCUCACCCUCUACCCACAGCCCGAGGGAGGGUGA
This is a messenger RNA of Xyrichtys novacula (pearly razorfish), 187 nucleotides long. NCBI's taxonomy places the organism in Eukaryota, Metazoa, Chordata, Actinopteri, Labriformes, Labridae. The record is from the annotation of a GenBank genome assembly.